Messenger RNA from Lentinula edodes (shiitake mushroom), 2318 nucleotides. RefSeq lists its product as uncharacterized. NCBI's taxonomy places the organism in Eukaryota, Fungi, Basidiomycota, Agaricomycetes, Agaricales, Omphalotaceae. The transcript is spliced from 3 exons. Bases 170 to 2212 code for a protein of 680 amino acids. The record is from RefSeq and is a predicted model, not a curated record.
CAAGACCUGAAGCAAAGCCGCAGCAAUGAUCAUGAAGAGCAUGAUUUAUCGUUAUCAAUUCGUUAGCAGUGGUCAUCGCUUUUCAUCUAACACUGCCAUGAACUAAAUUAUAAUACAUCGCGCACAACUAUAAAGUUUCCCGUCACAUCGAGACCCAUAAACACAAAUCAUGUCUGGAGACGAAGAAGAAAUCGGCACCUUGAUAAUCGUGGUCCUCAAAGCCCAAAACCUCAACGACAAACACUUUUUCAAACAAGAUGUCUACGCUCAGGUAUCCUUGAACGGUAUCACAAAGAAAACAAAAAUCGACUACAAAGGUGGUCAGCAUCCCGUGUGGGACUCAGAGCUUAGAUUCUCGGUAAAGAAAGGCACAGCGAAGAAGUACAGAGAGCUCGAGGUAUCGUGCUUUGCCAAGGAACACAGAGAUGACACUCUUUUGGGAGAAGCCAAAGUCGAUAUGACUGCUACGUUGAAAAGCGGUGAAUUCGAUGAAUGGGUCCCACUACAAGUAAACGAUGUGCAGCGGGGUGAUAUUUAUCUCGAAAUUACAUAUUAUAGCAACGGUCCUGCACCUCCCCCGUCUGCACCUCUCACGUCUGCACCUCUCACGUCUGCACAUCCCCCAUCUUCACUACUUGCCCCGCCCACCGCCGCUAAUUUAUCUCGAAGACCAUCAAAGAUGUCUCCAGCUGACAGGUUAUACCGCCCAACGUCAUCUGUUAAUCUACAUGCAUCCGCUCAGCAACAGCAACAGCAAUCAGGACCUCGUACUCCUCCGAAAGAGGGAUCUUUACCAAUCCCCGGCAGCUAUCCUCCUACGACGGCGGUAUCCAACACUAUUCCAGCUGCAGUUCCCCAUGCGCUAAAGUCCGGCCCUGCUGCAGUACCUAGUACGUUGAAGCCUGGUCCUGUGGCAGUACCCAGUACAUUACAACCAGGACCCACGGCGGCGCCGAGCAAAUAUACAACUGGACCCACGCGUGUCAGUCCAAAGCAACAGCAGCUGCCCCUGCCAGCUACCGUCCCCCCCGGUACCGGUCGUGCACCGCAGAGUAGUCCUCCAGCAGUGCCUUCCAUACUUAGGCCUGGUAAUCCGCAGUCAGAUCCACAUCCUUCUCGUCGGUCUUCUGCAUCUCCUCCUCGUCAAUCACAUUUAGGUAACUCUGCAACGGGCUCUGUGCCAUAUGUUGCGACACAUACACCGAAUCCUUACACUUCGUCGAGUCCAGCCCCAUCAAACUAUAACCACAAUGGAGCUUUGUUUUACUCUCCGUCGACACCUGUGCCAGUAUCAGGUGGUGGUCCGAUCCCCUAUGCAUCGCCGUCAACUCCUGUCCCCCCAUCGAAUCGCAAUAGUUCCUUAUCAUACUCAUCGAAUGUCCCUUCAAUCCAACCACAUACACACCGACAGUCUUCUAACCCAAGCUCUAUCCUGGAUUGGAACUCCACCUCUCAACCCGAAGGGCCAUUAUCCUUUCCGGUACCGAAUUUCCCUGGUGCUCCAUCUAUCGCUGUCGACCCCACCGUGAAUGGGUAUGGAAAUGGUUUUUACAACAGUCAACCGUACCAAAGUCCAGUUCAUGUGCACCAACGAACCGCAUCGUUUUCGCACAUUCAACAACAGCCGGCGCGGACGUCGAGUUCAGGCAGUACUGAUCUACCUGAUCCAUAUCUGAUUGCACGAUAUCAAACGCCUCUUCCUCUUCCUACAGAAACUCAAGGAGCUUCCUCCUCAUCAUUCAGCAGCCACCACCGGCGUACGGCAAGUGCCGAACCAACUUCAUAUCGCCCCGCUCCUCCUGUUCCCGCCAAACAUCCUUCCUAUAGCACAAGUACUUCUCCUCCUCCCCAUAAUCUCAAUAUCCCCCUGAGUCCUCCUCCUUCAGAACCAACACGGUCUCGCACACCAGUAGACGAAUCUCGUCUUCGCCAGGCUGAGCAAGAAGCAGCCAGACGGAGGGAACAAGAAGAAAGAGAUGCAGAAUUAGCGAGGAUACUUGACCAGGAAGAAGCAGAGCGAGAAGAAAAGGAGCGAACGUUGGAACAGGAACGACAGCGUCAACGGGAGUUGGAGAAAGUCAGAGCGCCGCCUGUUCCGUUGCGAAAGCCUGAUUCGCCGCCGCCUUAUGCGAAGGCAGAGGAGGUACGGAAGGCGCAAGAGGAGAAGGAUGCAGAGUUGGCGAGACAAUUGGAUAGAGAGCUUAAUCUCUGAUUAAAUUAUACUGGACUUUGUGUGGGAGGUUCAUGACAGUCAUCCACUGAAAAUUUUUGAAAUAUCUGUAUACGUACAUACAACAUUCAAUAAUCAUCUAGCUAAG